This is a messenger RNA of Branchiostoma belcheri (Belcher's lancelet), 2667 nucleotides long. RefSeq lists its product as uncharacterized. The coding region runs from base 1 to 2667 and encodes 888 amino acids. The transcript is spliced from 3 exons. The record is from RefSeq and is a predicted model, not a curated record. NCBI's taxonomy places the organism in Eukaryota, Metazoa, Chordata, Leptocardii, Amphioxiformes, Branchiostomatidae.
AUGGCCUGCCUACGGAAGUCGCAAGCGGAGCACCGCUCAGAGGCCACAGCUAGCACCACGCAACCAGCGGUGCAGCCAAGGGACUCUGGUAAGACGGUGGAGGAUCCAGGCCCGGAGGCACCCCACAGUGCCCGGAACCUCCACGCUCCGUUAGCCUCUUCACAAGGCAGGAUGGCAGAACAGCAGCGGGUCAAGUGGCCAGCCUCAAGCUCCAAGGAGUGGUCGCAGUUUGAUCAGGAUGUGGACAAGAUUCUGGAGUCAGUGUCUAGAGGCAGUGUAGAUCAGAAACUCAGGUCAAUGGGUACCAUCAUCAUGUCCAUGGGGGUGGAACGGUUUGGUGCUAAACAGAGAGGAAAGGCUAGAGACCCAGUGAAGCCAAACCGGCGGGAAGCCAAGAUUCGCCAACACAGGCAGGAGUUAAAGUCACUUAGACGGAAGUUCAAGGUUAGCACUGGAGAGGAAAGAGCGGCUCUUGCAGAACUCACACAUAGCCUUAGGGGGAAAAUUCGGACACUAAGAAGGGCAGAGUAUCACAGGAGGAGAGGUAGGGAGAGAGCCCGUAAGCGGAGUGCCUUCAUUUCCAACCCUUUCGGUUUCACGAAGCGCCUCCUAGGGCAGAAGCGGAGUGGGACCCUUAACUGCUCAGUGGAGGAGAUCAACAGCUACCUCUGCACGACCUUCAGUGACGCCGCUAGAGAUGCAGACCUCGGUCCUUGCUCACUUCUGGUGUCUUCCCCGGAGCCAGAGACCCAGUUUGACAGCACUGAACCAACCCUGAAGGAGGUGAAGGAGGCGGUCAAAGCAGCAAGGGCUAGUUCAGCUCCAGGACCCAGCGGUGUGCCAUAUAAGGUUUACAAGCACUGUCCUAGUGUGGAGGGGAAGAUAUUUUUCAAGAUUGUGGCCCAGCGUUUGAUCAAGUACCUUCUAGACAACCAGUACAUCGACACGUCAGUACAGAAGGGGGGAGUUCCCGGAGUUCCGGGUUGCAUGGAGCACACAGGUGUGGUGACGCAGCUGAUCAGGGAGGCUAGGGAGAACAAAGGGAACUUGGCAGUUCUAUGGUUGGAUCUGGCCAACGCCUACGGUUCUAUCCCACACAAGCUGGUUGAAGCAGCGCUGACCAGACACCAUGUUCCAGAGGCAAUCCGGAACCUCAUCCUGGACUACUACAGCAACUUUUGGCUGAGGGCUGGCUCCAACUCGGCAACAUCAGCGUGGCAGCGGUUAGAGAAGGGCAUCAUAACUGGCUGCACGAUUUCAGUACCUCUCUUUGCACUAGCGAUGAACAUGUUGGUCAAGUCCGCCGAAGAAGGAUGUCCAGGCCCUAUGUCCAAGUCCGGAACCAGGCAGCCUCCGAUCAGAGCGUUCAUGGACGACCUCACGGUGAUGGCUGAGUCGGUCCCAGUGCCAAUGACUGCGGUGGAACAGCUAGAGAGAACCAUCAGCAAGUCCCUGCGCAGAUGGUUAGGGGUGCCAAGGUCCCUGAGCAACAUUGCUCUGUAUGGCAGAUCCACCAAGCUGCGUCUUCCGUUGAGCGGUCUGACAGAGGAGUUCAAGGUCACUCGGGCCAGAGAGGUGAUGAUGUACCGAGACUCUGCAGACACCAAGGUCUCCUCUGCUGGCAUUACGGUCAGGACCGGGAGGAAAUGGAAGGCACAGGAAGCAGUGGACAAAGCAGAGUCAAGGUUGAGACAUAGUGUCCUUGUGGGCACCCUGGCAGUAGGGCGAGCAGGACUAGGCAGCUGCCCAAAGCCUCAGUAUGACAAGGCCAGUGGAAGGGAGAGGCGUCAACUGGUCCAGGAUGAGAUACGAGCCGAGGAAGAGGAGGCUCGCCACUGCAGGAUGGUAGGCAUGCGCAAGCAGGGUGCGUGGACCAGGUGGGAGCAGACAGAGCCCCGCAAAGUCACAUGGCCAGAGCUGUGCAGGGCCGAACCUUUCCGGAUCAAGUUUCUCAUCUCUUCUGUGUAUGAUGUCCUCCCAAGCCCAGCCAACUUGCAUAUCUGGGGCAUGGCAGAGACCCCAGCAUGUCCACUUUGCGGGAGAAGAGGUACCCUAGAGCACAUUCUUAGCUGCUGUCCAAGGGCACUGGGCGAGGGGAGGUAUCGCUGGCGGCACGACCAGGUCUUGAGAGUGUUGGCUGCUUCCUUUUGCAAGGCUAUUCAAAGCAGCAAGAGUCAGAUGCCACCUAAGAAGUCCAUAACCUUUGUCAGGGCUGGUGAAAGUGCUAAGCGGAAACCCACUUCUGCUGGUGGGCUUCUAGCUACUGCGAGAGACUGGCAGCUCAAAGUAGAUUUAGACAAACAGCUCAAGUUUCCAGAUCACAUCGUUGCCACGUCACUGCGGCCAGACGUGGUACUUUGGUCGGACUCCACAAAACAAGUGAUCAUGUUGGAACUGACUGUUCCGUGGGAAAGUAGAAUAGUCGAAGCCCACGAGCGUAAAAGAGCGAAGUACACUGAACUAGUAAUAGACAGUCAGAAGAGGGGGUGGAGGGCCCGGUGUGCACCGGUUGAGGUUGGGUGUCGGGGGUUCGCAGGUCAGUCGUUGUCUAGAUCGUUAAAGCUCCUCGGAGUAAGAGGGCCGCAGCUCAGACACGCUAUCAGAGAUAUUCUUGAGGCCGCAGAAAGAGCCUCAAUUAAGAUGGCUGUGGUUCCGUCGGGGGGAUAG